Diatraea saccharalis (sugarcane borer) is the source of this 6711-nucleotide messenger RNA. The record is from the annotation of a GenBank genome assembly. NCBI's taxonomy places the organism in Eukaryota, Metazoa, Arthropoda, Insecta, Lepidoptera, Crambidae.
AUGAGAGUUAGUGAAAAGGUGGCAAUAUUAAUUGCAGCUGGUAUAUUCAUCCAGAUACCAUGUGUAAGAUGCAAGAAAAAAAAAUUCAGUGCCGACAAAGAACAGGCAAGCGUAAAAAAUCAGCCUAUAGCAAAAGUUUUUGAAUUCCCAAAUGUUGAGUAUCCCGUUUUUCAAGAUGACUUUCAAACACCAUACUUACCAGGACCAGAGCUUUUCAAUUUUAAUGAACUAGAAACAUUUACUGAAAUGGAAUGUCCCCAGUCAGCAUUCGAGACUUGGUCACCAAAUUAUUGGAACUUCAAGCCCUUUAAGAAUAAUCAUAAAAAAAUUGGCCCAUAUAAUCAUCCGACCCUUAAUCCUGGAUCACCCUUUGAGAAAUAUAAAAAUAUGCAAUAUCUUAUUUCAAAAAUCAUAAAAAAUUAUCAACGUUCAAAUGAUAUUCUAAAAGCCUCCCGAAAUUCUAAAGAUCUCCCGAAGAAACUCAUUACAAACGAAAAUUCCAUUUUUAAAGACACUCGAGAUAAUUUGUUAAAAAUCUUAAACAAUAAAAGAAAUACAGACUACGAUAAAAAAAUAAUUUUCACUAAAGAUACUUCGGAAGAAAAAAGAAACAAUUCAAAUACAGUAAUUAUAGAAACUAAACAACUCUUGAGGGAUGAUCUGUAUGAUAUAAAUGCUGUGAAGACGACACAGCGUCCCACUUUAUUAAAUAUAAAUACUACCACAAACUUGGAAAAUGUAAAACCUACUGAAAAUACAAUAAGUAAUAACGUUUUUUCUACAACUACUUCUGAUAGUUACUUAGAUAAUGUUACUACAACUGCUUCAGUAACAGAAACAGAAUCCCCUUCGACAUUUGCUUACUCUAUAAAUUUGAUUUCUACUGAAAGUGAUGAAAAUUUUAUCGAUAUUCCAGUCACUGCAGCGGCAUUAGAUACUAUUUUAACGUCUAUUAUUACUACACCCAUUACACCUGAUUAUAUAGUAGAAAACUCAGAAUCUUCUUCAAACACAACGUCCGGUUCAGCAGGUUUUACUGCAUCUUAUACUUCCGAAUCGGAAAGUACUUCCAUGGCUACUACCACCACUGUACCAUAUGAAAUUACGCUUAGUACGAAAAAGCAAACGAGUGAUGAAGUGCAAAAGAGUUAUGACGUGCAAACAAGCUAUAUUUCAGCUGACAAUAAGUUUGCUACGUCUAUUUACCAAACUCCAUAUAUAAAUUCUACAACUACAUGCAACCCUUCAAUAUACAAUAACGAUUCUUUGACCAAGUCCACCAACAAUAUCAUGGAGAAAUGUCAAGCUAUUGCAAAUGAAUCACUUUUGAAAUAUGUAAAUUCGACUACUCUGACUCUUUUAAACAAAUUAGUUUCAAUGAAUUUAUCACCACCUUACCUCACAAUGUCAGAGUUUACAGAUAUUACAGGUACAGAUGAUAUAUCAACCAUGACAACACCAUCAUUAUAUAAUCAAGCUAAUACUAAUAAGACUCAAGAUAUCGCCACUACAAUUGAAAAGACUAAAUAUUCUGCACCUUUAACAAUUUCAGAUGAUCUCACAUCUACAACAAUAUGUGAAAUUGAGGAUUUUGUUAAUCCUAAAGACAACACAAUAUUUUUUAGUAAUAUAACACCUCUGCCACCAUCAAAUCAUCGUGCAUCUGUAUCAGAUUAUGACAACCACACUGAAACCACAAAUCAGAAAAGAGAAGUAAUGACUAUAACUAAAUACUUACUUGAUAUACUUUCUCAAAAUACGAGUUUUGACAAAGAUAAAAAUAUAUUUGAAAUAGAAAGAGAUGUUUUAAGUGCUCUUCUUACAGAAAUUGUACAAAAGAAUGAAAUUUCUACUAAUUCUUCACAAACAUCUAAUUCAAUCAGUAUUGUUCCUGGUUCGUUGACAUAUAAUAAGAAAUGCGGUCUACCCAAUGAUUCAUUGUCCACCAAUAUUUUAGAAACAGUCGACCUAGAUACUGACACUGUAACAACUAUAAACAGUAGACAUGCAAUAUUUGAUGAUUCAUAUUCUGAUAAUAAUUUAAAAAAUUGUAAGAAAUUAACAACUGCACCUUUUUUAUCAUAUUUGACUACAGCUAGUCCUCUAAUUACGUCUGAGAUAAUGGCAACAGAUGCUAGUUUGUCAACGAAAAGCACUGAUUACGUGGUGACUAACUAUUUCACUACAGAAAGUCCUCUUAGUAGAUCCGAGCCUUCGUCGGCAGUUGCUAGCUUGUCCCCCUAUAACAGCGAAUAUGAAAUAAUUAACUAUUUGACAACAGUCAGUCCUAGAACAGCUACUGAAAUAUUGACGGUUAUUGAUACUUCAACCCACAACAACCAAAAUGUAGUAACGGACGAUGAUUAUAUCAAUUUUGUGAUGUCUAGUUAUACUACACUCAAUCCUUUAAAAACAUUUGAGAUAUCAAUGGCUGAAGCUAAUUCAUCGGACCACGAUAAUUAUUAUUUAGUAAAAAACAGUUUAACUACAGCCAGUCCUACAAUGACCUCUGAAAACUUAACAACUAUUGAUUCUUCAUCAGCUGUUAAUAACCAAUACGAAGUAACUGACAAUUUGACUACAACGAUUCCUCUUAAUACAUCCGAAACAGUAACAAUUAAAGCUAAAUCUUCAUCUCCUAGUGAUUUUACUACAGUCAAUCCUCAGAAACUGCCGGAACCACUGUUUACUACUACUGGUUCAUCAACUCAAAAUAAUCAUUAUGCGAUGACCGACUGUUAUACUACAGCCAGUCCUUUCAAUACUUUUAACACAUUAAUAAGCGAUGAUAGUUUUAACGAAAAUCAUGUAGUAACCGACGAUGUACCUACAACCAAUCCUCUGAAAACAUCUGAAUUAUUGAAAAAUAAUAGCGGUUCCUCAGUCUAUACAAGCGAUCAUAUGACUGAUUCAGUGACUACAAUCAAUCCUCUAAUAGCACCUGAGAUAUUUAUAACUGUUCCUAACGCGUCGUCUCAUAAAAUCACUAGUACAAUAUGCGAUUAUCUGACCACAACGAGCGGUGACUCUAGGAUAACCGAUUCUUUCACUACGGGCAGUUGGCUAGUACCAUCAGAAAUAAUAACAACUGUAGCUGUCAAGCCAUCGAGUCGUGUCAGUUCAAAUACGGCACCGGAUUAUUCAACUACAGCUAAUUCACUGAAAACAUCUGAGUCAUUAACGACUAUUGCUGGUUCAUCGGUUUAUAACAAUGACCGUAUGAUAACUGAUCCAUUGACUACAGAUAGUCUUCUAAAAUCUUUAAAACCACUGUCAUAUAUUACCAAUUCGCUAAACAACGAUUAUGAAUUAUAUGACUAUUUGACUACUGUCAGUCCUCUAAAAGAAUCUGAAGUUUUGAAAACUACAUCUAGUUCAUCAGACGACAACGGUGAUCAUGAAAUAAUUGAAUCCUGUACUACAGCCAGACCGUUAAAAGAAUUUGGGACAUUGACAACCCUUGCUAGUUCAUCAAAACAUAAUAGUGACUAUAUGAUGACUGAUUUUCUAUCUAUAACCACACCUAAAGACACAUAUAAAACAUUGACCACUGAUGCUUGUUCGUCAACCUAUAAUGGUGAUUUAGUAUCCGAUUAUUCAAGCAUAACCAGUGCUCCGGAACAAUCUGAGAUAUUUAAAGCUAUUCCUAGUUCAUCAGCUAAUGGCUGUGACGAUGUGACAACCGAUUCCCUCACUACAGCCAGUUUGUUAUCACCAUCUCAAACAGCAGCAACUGAAACUAUCAAGCCGAUAAGCUAUAUCAGUGGUUAUGCGGCAUCUGAUUAUUCAACUACAGUCAAUCCAGUAAAAAGCUUUGAGUCAUUGACAACUACUGCUGAUUCAUCAGUAUACAACAUUAGGCAUUUGAUAACUGAUUCAUUGACAACUGUCAGUCCUCUAAAAGAAACUGAAACAUUGAAAACAAUUGCUAGUUCAUCAGACGAUAACCAAGACUUUAUAAUAAUUGAUUCAUUAACUACCGUCAGGCCAUUAAAAGAUUAUGAGAUUUUUGCAGCUGUACCUAAUUCGUCAACCUAUAACAAUGCUUGUAUGACAUCCGAAUAUUUGACCACAGUGAGGCCUCAGUCAUUGAUAUCUAUAGCUAGUUCAUUUGACCAUGACAGUGACUAUAUUAUAACUGAUUCAUUGACUACAGAUAGUCCUCUAGGAUCUUCAAAACUAUUGACACGUAUUAACGAAUCUCCAACUCACAACGAUGAUAAUGAAUUGUCCGACAAUUUGAAUAGUUGGAAGUAUCUUAAAGAACCGAGAACAUUGACAACUAUUCCUAAUUUGGACCACAUUAACUAUGUAGAGACCGAUUAUUUUACUACAGCCAGUCCAAUAAUGGAAUCAGAAAUGUCAACAACUAGUUCAUCAGAAUGUUACAGUGAAUUUAUAAUAACUGAUUCAUUUCCUACAGCCAGACCUUUGAACCCAUCAGAUACAUUAACAACUAGUGUUAACUUGUCAACCUGUAAUAGUGCUAAUAUGGCAUCAGAUUAUUCAACAACAGUCAGUCCUCUUAAAUUAUUCAAGACAUUGAAAACUGUUCCUAUCUCGCCAGCCCUUCAUAGCGUGUGUGAAGUUACCAACAAAUUGACUACUGCCAGUCCUCUGAAAGAAUCUGAAACAUUGACAACUAUUGCUUGUUCAUCAGACAAUAGCAGUGACUAUGAAGCUAUUGAUUUCUUUACCACAGCUAAACCACUAAAAGAAUCUGAGAGAUUGAAAACUGUGUCUUCUGGGUCAACUAAUAAUAGCACUUACGAGAUAUCUGACUAUUUGAGCAUAAUGAAUCCUGUAAAAGAAUUUGAAACAACAACUAUUACUAGUUCAUCAGGCCAUAAUGACUAUAUGCUGAAUGAUUCAUUGAAUACUACAAGACCUCUAAAUACAUCUGAGACAUUGAGUGUUGAUAAUUAUUUGUUAAUCAAUAAUAACAAUUCUUUUGUAUCUAACUACAUGUAUACAGGUGCAGAACCGACAUACACUUCAAAUACAUCCGAUACAUUGAAAAAUGAUUCUAGAUCGUCAAUCCAUAACAGCUAUUAUGAAAAAACCACUUAUUUAACGAAAGUUAAUCCUCCAAUAGGCUCCGAAAUAUUAAUCCCUAUGUUUAGUUCGCAACUACCCAAAAAAAUAUCAAAUACUGAUACUUCAUCAACUCCUAAUGACAAAUACGUGGUGAUGGACUAUUUGACUAGAUAUAUACCUAUAAAGACACCCGAAAUGUUAUCUUCAAAUAAAACCUCAUCGACUUUCAAUACAACUUCUUCUCGAAUGCCUAAAAAAUUAUCAUAUCCUAAUACUUCAUCAAUAAAUAACAAGAAGUAUUUGAUAACGGAUUAUUUGGAUACAACUACCCCUUGGACACUUAAAAAAUUGUCCACUGCUAAUAGUUCAUCAGAUUAUAACAACAAAUACGUAGCGACGAACAAUUUGACUAGAAAUAUUGCCUUUAAGACACCUGAAAUAUCAUCAACUACUGACACCUUAUCAUAUUAUAAGAACAAAUACUUUUUAAUGAAUUAUUUCAAUACGACUACUUCUCGGAUGCCUGAAAUAUUAUCGCCUACUAAUACUUCAUCACAACAUAACAAACAAUACACAGUAACAGGUUAUUUGAAUACAACUACUCCUUGGACAGUUGAUACACUGUCGAUUACUAAUACAUCAUCAAAAUAUAACAACAAAUACAUGGUGACGGACUAUUUGACUAGAAAUAUUUCCCAAAAGACACCCGAAAUAUUAUCAACUAAGGAUUUCUCAUCGACCAAUAAAAACAAAUAUUCAGUAAAGGAUUACUUAAAUGCAACUAAUCAUCAGUUAUUCCAAACAUUACCAUCUUCUAAUACUUCAUCAGAACAUAACAACAAAUACUUAGAAACGGAUUUUUUUAAUACAACCACAUCUCGGACGCCUGAAACACUAUCAGCUACUGACACUUCAACAACCCACAAUAAUAAGUACACGAUGACGGACUUCUUGCCUAGAAACAUCCUUUUAAAAAAACCCGAAAUAUCAUCAACUAUGAAAACCCCUAAAACUUAUAAUUCAAGGACACCAGAAACAUUAUUAACUUCAAAUAGUUCAUCAAUAAAUAACACGAAUUAUUUGAAUACAAUUUUAAAUGAAAAUUGGACACUUGAUACAUUAUCGAUUAAUAAUACGCCAUCAAAAUAUAACAACAAACACAUGUUAACUGACUAUUUGUCUAGAAAUAUUUCCCUGAACACAACAGAAAUGUUAUCAACUAGAGAUUUUUCAUCAACUUCUAUUAACAAAUACUUAGCAACGGAUUUUUUUAAUACAACCACAUCUUUGACGCCUGAAAUACUAUCAACUAAUGAUAUCUCAUCAACCCAUAACAACAAAAACGUGAUAAUGGACUAUUUGACUAGAAACAAGCCUUUAAAAGGACCUGAAAUAUCGAUGACUGAUACUUCAUUAAACCAUAACAACGGAUAUUUAUUAACAAACGUUUUGACUAAAACCACCUCUCUAAAGAAACCUGAAAUAUUACCAAAUACUGAUAAUAAUUUAUUAACCCAUGACAACAAAUGUUUAGCUACGAAUUAUGUGAUUCAGACCACCUCUUCAAAAACAAACGAUACAUUAUUAACUACAGAUCCUUCUUCAACCCAUUCACAACGAAUGUUUGAUAACAGACUGACUAAAAAUACAUCUCUAAAGAAAUCUAAAAUAUGA